Erpetoichthys calabaricus (reedfish) is the source of this 1495-nucleotide messenger RNA. Its product is annotated as zinc finger protein OZF-like. Gene Ontology annotation, biological process: regulation of transcription by RNA polymerase II. The record is from RefSeq and is a predicted model, not a curated record. NCBI's taxonomy places the organism in Eukaryota, Metazoa, Chordata, Cladistia, Polypteriformes, Polypteridae. Gene Ontology annotation, molecular function: RNA polymerase II cis-regulatory region sequence-specific DNA binding; DNA-binding transcription factor activity, RNA polymerase II-specific. The transcript has 2 exons. The annotation marks the transcript as partial. Gene Ontology annotation, cellular component: nucleus.
AGAAAAAGCAAAAGCUGCUGUUUACUGGAACAUCUCAAUGGAUGUGAAAUGGGACACCUGUGAUGUGGACGCAAAUAUCAUGGAAAAAACUGUAAAUAUUAAGGAGGACAACUGUGAGUGGGAGUCCAUCUACAUUAAACAGGAAAGUCUGAGCAUCAAGGAGGAGGACAGUAAACUGCAGCCAGUGAGCAUUAAAGAAGAACCUGAAGAGAAGUCUGUCAAUAUUGAGACACAUAACCGUACAAAUAUGGACAGUGUAAAAGAAGACAACCUUCAAGAUGGAGUGGUGACCAGGUUAGACUCUUCUUAUAGCAGACACUGUUCAUCUCCAGAGGCUUCUAUCAAUGUGAAGUCUGAAUCAUUAGAGUUUGAACCAAAGAGGGCUGUGGAAACUACAUCUGUUAGAGCUCAGAAAAAUAAGCGACCAUCUUCAAAGAAGUCUGGAAAAAGAAAGAAAGAUCACUGCAGUGUGGAAUGUGGCAGAAAAUUCUCUAACAGGAGUGCUCUUCAGAAACACAUGAGAGGUCACACCGGAGAGAAGCCAUAUUGCUGUAAUGAAUGUGGCAAACAGUUUUCACAAAUGAGCAAUCUUCAGAACCACACGAGAGUUCACACCGGAGAGAAGCCAUAUAGUUGUAAUGAAUGUGGCAAACAGUUUUCACAAAUGAGCAAUCUUAAGAUACACACGAGAGUUCACACCGGAGAGAAGCCAUAUUGCUGUAAUGAAUGUGGCAAACAGUUUUCCUAUAUGAGCAAUCUAAAGAGACACACGAGAGUUCACACCAGAGAGAAGCCAUAUUGCUGUAAUGAAUGUGGCAAACAGUUUUCCGAGAUGGGCAGUCUCCAGAUACACACAAGAGUUCACACCGGAGAGAAGCCAUAUUGCUGUAAUGAAUGUGGCAAACAGUUUUCCUAUAUGAGCAAUCUUCAGAUACACACGAGAGUUCACACCGGAGAGAAGCCAUAUUGCUGUAAUGAAUGUGGCAAACAGUUUUCCGAGAUGGGCAGUCUCCAGAUACACACGAGAGUUCACACCGGAGAGAAGCCAUAUUGCUGUAAUGAAUGUGGCAAACAGUUUUCAAAAAUGAGCCAUCUGAAGGACCACACUAGAGUUCACACCCGAGAGAAGCCAUAUUGCUGUAAUGAAUGUGGCAUACAGUUUUCAUAUAUGAGCAAUCUUCAGAGACACACGAGAGUUCACACUGGAGAGAAGCCAUAUUGCUGUAAUGAAUGUGGCAAACAGUUUUCAUAUAUGAGCAAACUUCAGAGACACACAAGAGUUCACACCAGAGAGAAGCCAUAUUGCUGUAAUGAGUGUGGCAAACAGUUUUCACAGAUAGGCAGUCUUCAGAGUCACACAAGAGUUCACAAAAGAAUAAAAACAGUAGCAGUUCAAAAAUCAGUCCAGAAAAACAAGAACCCUUCAGGACUCAAGAGUGAGGUUCAGUCGUGUCCUGAAAACUAAGCAAACUAAACUAUUGUUGAGAAAUGAAUC